Molecule: messenger RNA, 645 nt
Organism: Rhincodon typus (whale shark)
Lineage: Eukaryota; Metazoa; Chordata; Chondrichthyes; Orectolobiformes; Rhincodontidae
Product: protein shisa-like-2B
Exons: 3
Coding region: 21-497 (158 amino acids)
Source: RefSeq, a predicted model, not a curated record
GCGGGCUCACUGCGAACAAGAUGCCGAGCGGAGACGCGCAGCUCUGCACCAGCUACUUCAACAUCAGAGGCGACCUGGUGCAAAGUUUCAGGUGUCCGAGGAAGGCGGACGGCAUGGACAAAGUUUACUGCUGCGGCUUCUUGGACCUCAAGUACUGCUGCAGCGAGUCUGAUAACUAUUUCCCCUACUCGCACGGCUACAUGUGGUCGCUCAGUAUAGGUGCAAUGGUGGGAUUAGGAAUUGCUGCCCUUGUUUUACUGGCAUUUGUGAUCAGUGCGUUUGUGCUAUGCUACUUAUUUUUCUGCACUAAACCUCAAAGAUUAGAUUCUGGCCUCAGACUUCAGAACCUGACAACAUCUCCAGUUCAAACAAAAAAAAAGACAACCAAACAAGGGAUCUUGGAAAUACCAGUACCCACAUCAUCAGCAGGACACCCACCACCCGUUCCAGAUGGAAUUGUUCAAGAUAAGCCUUUGACUAUGAUAAUAGAGACUUAAGCUACAACCAGAAUCUCACAACUUAAACAAGAAAAAGCAUUGAAUUUUAAAAUAAAUGUUAAUUCCUUUCCUAGUAAGAGCAAAAAUAAAAAUAAAUGACUACCUUGUUAUCUGUCAAAUAUAAAAUACUUGAGGAUUAGUCUUGUAA